Molecule: messenger RNA, 1968 nt
Organism: Closterium sp. NIES-67
Lineage: Eukaryota; Viridiplantae; Streptophyta; Zygnematophyceae; Desmidiales; Closteriaceae
Source: the annotation of a GenBank genome assembly
GGUACAGCAAAUCACAGUCGUUGGAUCGACAGAUGGUAGUGCGAUCUCCUGGGGCGAUGGUAGGAGGUGGGGUGGGGGUUUGGAGCAAGACAGUACCUGUAGGGUCUACUGUUGGCCCUGCCAUGGAGGAGGAUGGGGGUGGUGGUGGAGAGUCAGGGGAUGGAACAGAAGGCGAGAGGGAGGAGGAAGGGAGAGGAGGAGAAGAUGAGGAGAAUGAAGAGGAGAAUGAGGAGGAGGAGGCGGAAGAUGGAGAGGCAGAAGUGGGAACAGCUGAUGGCAUGCAAGAGAACAUGAGAGAGAUGGAGAGACGCAUGCAAGCAGAGGAGACGACAGCCGCCGCCCACUCGUUCCUGGCCCCUGUGGCAUCAAGCGAGGGAGAUGGCAGCAGCAAGACUUGGAAGGACAUCCUCCUCUCUGUGAAAGCGGCCUCUCAGCCAGGGGCACCUGUUCCCGGCUCGGAGCUCUCAGCAGCUUCAGGCUCAGUCGGGGCAGUCGGGGCGCAGAGAGGACAUGGGCCCACCAGAUGCAGGGAAGCAAGAAGGUGCAGGUGCUGCUGCUCUGGCGGCUGUAGCGGCCCAGGUUGUAGCAGGAAUGCAUGGGAGCAGGGAGGAGGGAGUGGUUGGUGCUGCUGGGAAGGCAGUGGGGGCGAUUGGAGCGGGUCCUGCGGAGGGCUGCAGGCCAGAGGGGUGGAAGAGAGCAAGAAGUGUUGCGACUGGGGCGGUGGCCACUGGUUGGAGUGGGAGUGUGCAGGAGCAAUGGGGCGUGGGAGAGAGAAGGGUGGACAGGCAUGUUGCAGAUGUGCCGGAGGGGGAGGGCAGGAGAACGAGGAGGGGCAGUUUGUGAAUGGAUCAGUAGCAACAGGUGGAGCAGAACGGGAAGGGGAACAGGGAAGGGAGGGGAGGGGAGGGAGAGAGGAAGGGGAAGAUGGAGCAGUGAUGAAGGCUGGUGCUGUGGAUGGUGCAGUAGGGAGCGAGGAAGCCAGGGGUGGAGUGGCGUUCGUCAGCAGUGCAGCAGUGGUGGAAGGUGGUGGGGAGGAGUGGGGGGGCCAAAGUCCGAUGAGGGAGUUGCUGGGAGCAUUGGAGUCGCCCACCAGAUGGGCUCACCUGUGCGCGAAGAUGGAGUGCCAGCGACAGCUGUAUGAAGACGAUUCAAGAGCCACCCAGCUCUCAGAGCUGCCGGACGAAUUCAUCACCCAGAUCCUCUCUCACCUCACCGACCCUCUCGACUGGGCGGCAUGCCUCGUCCUAUCCAGGCGCUUCGCCGCCCUCUCCUGCCUCGCCCUGCAAACCCUCUACCUCCUCCCGAACCGCCUGCUCCCCAAGCCUCUGCUGGCUCGGUACCUAGCCUGUUAUCCGAACCUGGCGGCCCUGUACCUGCCUUGGAACAGCCUGGAGGUGGAAGGGGAUGAUGUUUUCGAGAUGAUUGUGCGAUCGGGGCUGGAGCUACAGGCGCUGCACAUUGACGUGUUCCCUGGGUAUAAUGAGCGCACCUACGCAAGAACCCCAGCAGGACUGAGCGCCCUCUUCACCUCGCUCCCCUCCCUCCGCUCUCUCUCUCUUUGCACCGGCCGUUUCGUCCGCACCCUUCCCACCUCCAUCUCCCGCCUUUGGCGCUUAGAGGAACUGCUUAUAAUGAACCAGUCUUCGAAGCUUGGUUUGCGGUCUCUUCCACCUGCCCUCGGUCAGCUUUCGAAUCUUCGCCGCCUGGUGCUCGACUCCUGCCUGCAGCUCGCUACGCUGCCCGAAGAUAUCGGGCAGCUGACAGGGUUGGAGGAGCUGGAGCUUCUGAGCCUGGAUUGCCUGCGCCAUCUGCCCGAAUCCAUCGGGCAGCUUCAGCGCCUGAAAUGGUUCAAGAUGUGCUGGUGCAUGUCCGUCCGGAGUCUGCCAGAGAGCAUCGGGCAGCUGAAAGAAUUGGAGGAGAUUGUGAUCAACAUGGCAGCAAGUGCAACUUGGCUGGGCACCCUGAAAG